Messenger RNA from Emiliania huxleyi CCMP1516, 1136 nucleotides. RefSeq lists its product as hypothetical. Lineage: Eukaryota; Haptophyta; Isochrysidales; Noelaerhabdaceae. The record is from RefSeq and is a predicted model, not a curated record. Bases 55 to 1059 code for a protein of 334 amino acids. The transcript has a single exon.
CGUCCCUACUGCCCUCGCGCAGCAACCAACGCAGCUCUCACAACUCAUCGGCGUAUGUCCCUGCUGCUGCAACCCUCCGCCAUCGUGCUCGCCGCCGUCGCCUCCAGGCCCGCACUCGCGGCCACUCCCGCCAUGUCUGGCCGCCGGCAAACACUUGCAGCCGCCGCCGCCGCCGCCGCCGCCGGCAACACCGCCUCUGCUCGCGCUUGGUGCGGCGAUCCGUACCCGCCGUUCGCAUACUCGCUGCCGUGGUUCGAAUUUGACUCGUCGGGCUGUGCCGUGCGGGUGGUCGGCGACCUCACCUCGGAGAGCGGCAAAGGACUGCGGCCUCUGGUGGCGUUGCCGACGCCGGGCCUCUCGUACGACUACCUCGAAAACCUGGAGGCGCUCACGGUCUCCCAGCGGCGCGUCGCCUUCAUCGCCGUGCCGCCCGCGGCGUCCCUGCCCGCCGCAACACGCGCGGCCGUCGAUGCGAUCGGCUCGCUCGACGCCAAGCGCGGCGUGCAUCUCUUGGCGCACGGCCUGGCCGCCCCAGUCGCGCUCGCCGCCGCCGCCGCCGCGCCUCCCGGCGCAGUGGCGUCGCUCCUCCUCUCCUCGCCCCUCAGCCAGCCUGGAGACGCCGAGCCGGCGAGUGCGCGCGCGAUCGCUGCGUCCACUGCGCCGCUCCUCGCCACCGCCUCCGCUAGCAGCAGCACGGUCUGUGUCGGCGCGUCCCUCGCGAGGCCCGCGGCGGCAGAGCUGCAUCGCGCUUUCGCCGCCAACGAGCUGCCGCCGCUGCCGGCGCUCGUGCGGGCGCUGCGCUCGCCGCCGCCGCCGCUGCUCCUCGCGCACGGCGGCGCCUCCGACGUGUCCUCGGCCGCGGCCGUGGACGCGCUCGCUGCCGCAGCCGAAGGCCGCGCCGAGGUGUCGUUGUUUGCGCGCUCGGGCCCGCUUCCGAUGGUGGACGAGAAGGCGGCCUACGCCGAGGCGGUGCUGCACUUUCUCGACUCGGUCGACGGCGCGACGACGAGAAGGGUCGUGGUGAGCGGUGGGGACCAGCGGGUGGCGGGUCGCAUCUAGAGGCGCUUUGCGCAAAAAGGAAAAAAUCUCGUGUCUUAUUUUGUUUUUUCUCGAUCUCGUACUCGUUUUACGAGUUC